CCGUGGUUUUUGGCAGUAUUCAGUCAUUCUCACUUAAGUGUAUUAUGGUUAUGUGCUGACACGCCUUUCUUCACCAUUCACUUCUGUUGUUAUUGUCAUAACCAGCCUUAUGUGAACAACAGUGAGCCUGUUAUCUUGGACUGCUUUGACACCCGAGAUCCAAUCAUCCACAAGCUUGUACUAGUCAAAUUACAAGGUUGCUUUCUUUGCGAAAUAUCGAACUGGCAGCAUCGAUCAUGAAUCAUAUCAUCUAGAAACCUUUCCUGUUUCCCUUGCCUCGGCAUCUCAUACUGGAAUACCUCUAAUUCCAGCUUUCGAGCGCAAACCACCAAAAGUCGAACUCAAGUCCACGAAACACAGGUACCUGGGGUCACGUCAUAAUUUGGGCUAGGUCCCACAAUGCCACUCGUGCCCAAGCAGCCUUAUCUACCUGUGAGCCCAGGUGUGCUCCUUGCGUUGAUAAAACCGGAUUGCCAAAGAUUUGCUCUCUGUCGCAAUGGACGGUCCCGAUGAUAGACGCGAUGGAGAUGCGCAGGUUUUAUCCGCAAGCGCAAAUAAUUCGACAGCACAGCAAGACCUGGAGGCCGCUAAGAAAGAUUUCGAUAUCCCACCAGCAACUGCCCUAGAGCUCUUGUACCUCAACAUCGAGAUGCUUGUCAAGUUGGCUGAAGACCAAGGUUUGCCCGUUGACAGGAACUCGGUGAGCCUGUCUGGGUCUCGGCGUGAUAGCAUCUCCAGCGGAGAAGUCACUCCAAUAAGGGUCACCGAGUUGCACUGCUCUCCGGCAGGUUAUGUCGGGGCCGGUCAUGAUUUCGUUCAGCAGAGCGUCCUAUCCAAAAGAUUCGUCUCAAAGCGCGAACCACCGAUCAACAUGAAGGACUAUCUGCAACGGCUGCACCGAUACUGUCCGAUGUCGACAGCUGUUUACAUAGCUGCAAGCGUGUACAUUACUAGAAUGGCCGUGGUUGAAAAGGUCGUGUCAGUGAAUUCGAGGAACAUGCACCGCCUAGUGCUGGCUAGUCUCCGCGUGGCCAUGAAAUCCCUUGAAGAUCUCAGCUAUCCCCACCGUCGUGUAGCCAGAGUCGGUGGGGUGAGUGAGGGCGAACUGUCGAAGCUCGAGAUCAGCUUCUGUUUCCUUGCAGACUUCGAACUGCGAGUUGAUCUCCAAAUGCUCGUCGACCAGGUCAAGUACCUUGAGCGGUCCAUAGGCAUUGAGAAGGAUUGUUCCUGAAUAACAUCGCCAACUUGGUUGAUUAGGCCAUAGCUAUGGGCCGCCCAAGCACCUUCAGUGGCAGACAGGGAACUUACCGGCCCCCGAGCGUGUCAAAUCUUACACCACUGACGUCGAACCUAUGGACGAUAUCUCCCUUCAAAGCCACAUCCGACGGGUUUAUUUUGCAUUGAGGCCUGGGCCCAAUCAUAUUUAAGAUGCACCAAUUUUCUGCCCUUCUAUGUCGAAAGUGUCCUCGUCCUCUCCUUGUUUUCUGUUCCUCUUUUGUCAUUUUUCUUUCAUCCUUCCCCCUUUUUUGUAGGAGGAAGGAAGGGGCUCUUUGUGGUGGCUGGACCAGGCUGGGGCUUCUUGGAAUAACCCAAUGCAUUACUCAUUUGGGCACUUAAGUAUUGAGUAUUUUGAGUUUCAAUGUGCUGGUCUAUCAAUUAGAGAACAAUAAGGAACCUGCAUAAUCAUGUUUCACG
Molecule: messenger RNA, 1695 nt
Organism: Aspergillus campestris IBT 28561
Lineage: Eukaryota; Fungi; Ascomycota; Eurotiomycetes; Eurotiales; Aspergillaceae
Product: putative cyclin-dependent protein kinase complex component
Exons: 1
Coding region: 497-1231 (244 amino acids)
Biological process (GO): regulation of cyclin-dependent protein serine/threonine kinase activity
Cellular component (GO): nucleus; cyclin-dependent protein kinase holoenzyme complex
Molecular function (GO): protein kinase binding; cyclin-dependent protein serine/threonine kinase regulator activity
Source: RefSeq, a predicted model, not a curated record